GCCGCAACCUCAAGUCGACAGUUCGUCAUCAACUUCCUCAAGACUGCUUUGCCGUUCCUCCCUUCCCUUCCCCGCCUCCCUCAACCUCCGCAUCGUGACAUAUCACAAGCAGAAAGACAACACCAGACGAGACCCGCAGUUUAACGACAAUUUUCUGCAAAAAAUGUCGACGCUCGCGGACGAACUCCUGCAAGACUUUGAAGGCUCCGGGUCAGAAGCCGGGGGCGAUGAGCACGACGAUGGUUUGUUCGGUGAGGCUGGCCUUUCUAUCGGCACGUUAGGAAAUGGGGAUACAGCCAUGGAGGAGGUUCAGGAUGGCGAGGACGAAGAGGACGACGAUGCCGACGCAAUGGAAGGGCUAGACGGCAACGCGGCUUCCUCCACCGACGAUGCCGCCGAUGCCAAAGCGAAAAUCGAAAAGAUGCAGCUUGGGAGCGUCCGCGACGUGCGCAUCGUCGCAGGUCUCAUGAAGACGCUGACACCUGUUCUCGAGAAAAUCGCACACUACCAGUCGCAACCCGCCCAGUCCACAGACACCGUCGGCAACGUGGAGGACCACCCGGAAUACCACCUCCUGACCCAGUCGAACAGCUUGUCGACCCAGAUCGAUAACGAGAUAGUCCUCGUUCACAAGUUCAUCAGAGACCACUACUCGGUGCGGUUCCCCGAGCUCGAGACGCUCAUCACCAACCCCCUGGAAUAUGCUAAGGUGGUUGCUAUCUUGGGCAAUGGGCCGAUGGAUGCCGAAAGCAUCAAGGCUCUCCAAGUGUCAACCGACAAUCCGCUGGGCGUAACACUCAAAUCGGUGCUGGACGGCCCGUCCUUGAUGAUUGUCACCGUCGAGGCCACUACGUCCAAGGGUCAGGCCAUGCCGCCGGAAGAGCUCCAACGAGUCAUACAAGCAUGCGAGAUGGUGAUUGCGCUGGACAAGGCCAAGAAGACAUUGACCGAAUACGUCCAGUCACGUAUGAACGUCUUUGCGCCAAAUCUAACAGCCCUCAUUGGCUCUCUAACGGCAGCCCAAUUGCUAAACCAGGCUGGCGGUCUCACCGGCCUCUCUAAGACUCCAGCUUGCAAUCUGCCGGCAUGGGGAUCAAAUAAGCAAGCCGGUGCCGCGCUGGCUACCAACGUCGGUAUUCGACAGCAGGGGUUUAUCUACCAAUCACCCAUAAUCCGGGGUAUUCCGAGCGAUCUAAAGAAGCAGGCAAUGAAAAUGUUCGCCAAUAAGAUCGUCAUGUGCGCCCGCACCGACUGUUUCCACCAGUUCCGUGAUGGUUCAGAAGGCGAGCGCUUAAAAGACGAGUGCCUGGACCGCUUGGACAAGCUACAACAGAAGCCUCUAAGCAAGGGAGCCCGCGCCCUGCCCGCCCCCGACGACAAACCGAGCAGAAAGCGCGGUGGUCGGCGCGCGCGCAAAGCCAAGGAAGCAACGGCAAUGACCGAGUUGCGUAAGGCUCAAAACCGCAUGGCCUUUGGAAAGGAGGAGAAGGAAGUCGGCUACGGCACGGGCGACCACACGGCGGGCUUGGGCAUGAUCGGCCAGCGCGACGACGGCCGCCUGCGCGUGGCCCAGAUAGACCAACGGACACGUGCCAAACUCAGCGCCAAAAGCAAAGGUUGGGGCGGCGCGAGCUCGCUCACCGGCGGCAGCGCCUCGUCUCUCAGGGGUCUCUCCAGCGGCGGCGCGGGCAGCCUCAGCCUAGCCAGCAGCAAGGGUCUGCGGACGUCUGGGGUGGGGACUACGCUCGGCGGGGCUGCGGGCACCGUCUCGUCAUUAAAUUUCACGGCAACCCAGGGUCUUGAACUCGUAGACCCAAAGGUCCAAGCAGAGCUGAGCCGAAAGCGCAAGGCAGAGGAGGACCGAUGGUUCAAGGGCGGCGUCUUUACACAGAUUGGCAACGGCGGUAGGGAAGGCAGCGAUGGAUUCAAGAAGCCACCUCUACCACCGAGCAAGCGGGUUGAUACAGGGGCAACCAAAUCACAGUCAUAA
Messenger RNA from Canariomyces notabilis, 1990 nucleotides. Its product is annotated as Nop domain-containing protein. NCBI's taxonomy places the organism in Eukaryota, Fungi, Ascomycota, Sordariomycetes, Sordariales, Chaetomiaceae. The transcript has 2 exons. The coding region runs from base 164 to 1990 and encodes 608 amino acids. Gene Ontology annotation, biological process: spliceosomal tri-snRNP complex assembly; mRNA splicing, via spliceosome. Gene Ontology annotation, cellular component: U4/U6 x U5 tri-snRNP complex; U4 snRNP; precatalytic spliceosome. The record is from RefSeq and is a predicted model, not a curated record.